Molecule: messenger RNA, 1993 nt
Organism: Cyprinodon tularosa
Lineage: Eukaryota; Metazoa; Chordata; Actinopteri; Cyprinodontiformes; Cyprinodontidae
Product: deoxyribonuclease-2-beta-like
Exons: 6
Coding region: 86-1141 (351 amino acids)
Biological process (GO): apoptotic DNA fragmentation
Molecular function (GO): deoxyribonuclease II activity
Source: RefSeq, a predicted model, not a curated record
ACCACACUGUCCCUUAAUAGGCUUCAGAUUUUCCCUUUGUAUUUAACAUUUGGUCGUGUCGUCUGCAGCCACAUUCUCGCUCAGGAUGGCCUCACAUUUCAGACCCUUCUUCCACAUUACUGUCUUUUUAUUGUGUUUCACGAUGGGCAGAAGUCACAUUUCCUGCAGAAAUGAAGCCGACGAACCUGUUGACUGGUUUAUUAUCUACAAACUGCCAAAGUUUAAGAUAGGAGAGGUUGGCAGUGGAGUGGACUACAUGUACCUGGAUUCAGCAGGUGGGGGUUGGCAGAGGAGUACAUUUAUGGUUAACACGACCCAAGGAGGAGCCCUGGUCAACACUCUGAAUCAGCUGUACAAGGGAAAGGCCUACAUGUCCAACAGCUCUGUUUACGCACUCUACAAUGAUGGCGCACCAGAGCUGAAAUAUAUCCACACUUAUGGACACAGCAAAGGGGUUCUGCUCUUUGACCGCUCUCAAGGUUUCUGGCUGUCCCACUCCAUCCCCCAUUUCCCUUCCUUCCCUGAGCGAGGCUACCAGUACCCCUCCUCUGGCAAACGAAACGGCCAAACUGCCCUGUGCAUGACCUACCCGUAUGCGCAGUUUCUCAGUAUAGCACAGCAGCUGGCCUUCGUUUACCCACGUUUCUACAACUGCUCCGUCCCCUCAGCGUUCUCGGCUGACCUACCGCAGCUUGUCCAGCUGUGUAAGGGCUCCAAAUUGCCACUGACCUCAGACAGAGGAGUUAAGCCCCUUUUUUCUCUCAGUGGGGAUAAAUUUGUGAGCUUUAUGAAAUCGGAGCUUUUUGUGGAUGAUAUCUACAACGCCUGGGUGGCGCAGGCCCUGGACACCGAUCUUCUGGUGGAGACUUGGCAGAGGCAAGGCCGUGAGCUGCCCUCCAACUGCUCCCUGCAAAAGCACACGAUGAACAUCAAAAGGAUUCAGCUUCCUCCAUCAGUCCAGUUCGAGUCGCGCUAUGACCACUCAAAGUGGUGCGUGUCGCCAGUUGACAGGGUGACCUGCCUGGGGGAUCUGAACAGGGUCAAGGCUCAGAUGCUUCGUGCAGGGGGGCUGAUCUGCUCCUACAACCCAGUGAUUUACAAAGCCUUCAGAAAGGCAGUGAACUGGUACAUUAGCUGCUAAACAAGGCUGAAUGAAUUUGAUUGAGUUUGAUCAUUUGUGUUUUAAAAAUCUGCCUUGUAACCCUCUAUGAAGUUUUAUCUAACAAAUGGUCCUACUUUUCCCUUAGAGGUAUUUUAAUCAAAGUUAAACUCAUAACCCUUCACAAUUAUUAGGAAACCUGGAGCUUUGUACAACAGCCUUUAAAAUAGUUAUGGGGAUUUCAAUAUAAAUAUGUUCAAAUCACGGUAGUCAGUGCGACUGAGAUUUGUUGGAUACAGUUUAAUUGAUCAGUAUGAUUACCAAGAAGGCUUUUUUGUGGCCUAGUCAAAGGCCAUGUUUUAGCGAAACACUUCUGUGCACUGCGACCUAUAGAAAGCGUUGCUUGCUUUCAGCAAUUCUUGUUUAUAGCUGUUACCAUCAACAGUGGUCAUUGCUUUUUCACAUAAUUUGGUUUAGAUAGCAAGGCAGGGCAAGGUAAGGCAAAUUUAUUUGUAUGGCACAAUUCAGUACAAAGAAAAUGCAAAGUGCUUUUUAGAUGGCUUUUUUCUUACUAUGAUACUAAAUAUACUAAAUUGUUACUAUCAUUUAAAAAAAAUCACAAUUUAAAAAGCUUUUUUUUAGGUAUUUACUCAGGUUUUCUUUGUCUGAUAUUGAAAUGUUUACAAUAAUCCCACACUUCAAUAUGAAAAUGUAUCCAUAAAAAAUAUAAAACUGUAAGAAAAAAUUAAUGUUUUAAAGUACCGUAAAAAAAAAAAACUGAGAAAAUGUAAAGCAUCAUGUGUUUUUCAAUUAAAAUCCAGUUUGUAUAAUUAAUUUUGCAAUUAAACAGCACCUUCUAGUGGUGAGACUGGUGGAAUGUGGUUAAAACUUAAA